Porites lobata is the source of this 6428-nucleotide messenger RNA. NCBI's taxonomy places the organism in Eukaryota, Metazoa, Cnidaria, Anthozoa, Scleractinia, Poritidae. The record is from the annotation of a GenBank genome assembly.
GCAUCGAGAGGCCUCCUACACAAGGCUGCAAUCAGUGGACAAUACGAGACGGUCAAAAUGCUUCUUGAAAGUGGUGAAGAUGUGGAUCAAAAAGAUCAGGUUUUUGUCUUCCCCUGUCUUUGUAAAUCUAAUGCUUGUGGAUUCUUAUGCACUUGUUUCUUGCUUUUGUAGAUUACGAGCAGGAGCUUGUGUUUGGGUUUGCGCCAUCUUUCCGGCUGGCGGCGAUUAGAAGCUAUAGCCUACACGAAAGCCUUUGAGUAUAAUUGUAUUCCUUGCGUUCAUGAACGAACACAGCAUUCUAAUUGGCCGGUAGUGACAAAUCGUUGACAACAGGACAGGAAAACCACAAAAUUCUGUUUUAGCGCAUAUUCUUUAAAACAGACUCUUAACGUCUUUACUUUUUAUAAUCCAGUACUUGCUGAUAGUCUCAGCACGUACUCGGGUUAGCUUUCAUUUUCUGUGUCUUUUUAAAAAUAGGCACGAAAAAGUCCUCUGUAAGACUUCAGGCAAUUUUCUUCCAAAGUUCUCCAUCAAACAAGAGUAAACCGUUUACCCCUAAGAUGCAGUAUUUAAGGCCAUGUUCUUUACCCGAGUGUUUUGCUUUCGAUGUCUGAUAGUGUUUCCUCUUAAAUUCAUGGGAAAGAGCAAAAUAUUAAAGUUCUUAAUGUUGUAACUGGUUUGAACCCAUGAAUCCUGUCAUUAGUAGGUCGAGUAAGUGUAGCUCUGAAUGGAACUGCUGACCACACUGACAUUUUCACAACCUGUGCAGAAGUCUACAUAAGAGUCAAGGAAAAUUCUGAUAAUCGCUUCGACACAGGUUGUAGCAAACGUCAACUUCUGUCACCAACAGACCUAUUCGGUACUUCACUCACCCAGACGAUCAUAUUCAAACUACUUUAAUAAUGUUAUAUGUUGUAGUUAAUUUUUUAUCUCACUUAAUUUUUGUUUUUCUUUUGUUUAUGGUAAUGUACGCUAAUGAAGUUGAAACAUAAGAAAAAUAAAAAUUACCUGAGCUAAAAAAUUAACUACAACAUAUACGAGUCUGUAACGAUGAAAAGUUAAGGGGACUUUGGACUUGGGGGGGAAGUGAUCCGCCGUGAAAAGGAAAAGGUAAAAGUCCUUAUUUUACGUCGGUAGCUCAAAAUAGACAUUUGACCAACUAACCUGAGGCCGACGGCGGGCUCAUUUACUCCGCUCCCCUCCCCUCCCCCCAGCAGCAAUGUUCUGAACGCAAACAGAUAGCCUUGUUCCACCAAUUCCUAAUGGAAAGUGGCCUGUAAACGUUGCAUUUGGGCUCAGUUUUAAUGUUGCACUUGGCCCCCUCCUUGUAAAAUGAAGGAAAUAAAUUAGUCCAGUAACAGCCUCUAGAUUUAUUUUAUGAAAGACCAUCAUUAUUGCUGGACAAACUGCCCGUUCUCACCCUUUUCUACUUGCUUUUUUUUUCUUCCUAUUUCUGUAGUUUUCUUUGACUCCUCUUCAUCUUGCCUGUUGGUAUGGACAGGAAUCUAUUGUCAUACUGUUGUUAGAACAUGGUGCAAACGUCAAAGCUAAAGACAGGGUGAGAUAGUGAACGUUUUUUUUUUUUUUUUACAGUAAACAAUAUAGUGCCGAGAGAAGAGUGAGACAAGGGAAGUUGUUGUUGCAUUUGAAUCUCUUACGGUGGCAAGAUAAAUUAAAUUUAACGACUGCGUUGAUAUAACUGCUAUUUUUAUCUUUGUGUCCUUACCGUGUUACAUUUACUUUCAAUAGUACGUUCCUAAUUUGUUAGUUUUUUGUUGUGCUUCUACACUAGUUGUUUUUAUUUGUUAUUCAUGAGAAAAUUGGGCUAUAAUAAAUCAUUUAGUUAAAAAAUUGAAAGGCACAAAGUCUAGUUUCGCAAACUUUUAACUGUAACUGUAAGACUUCCUCUGCUGAAUUGAAGGUUUCGUUGCGCAGGCAAAGGAAAUUGCUCUUAUUCACUCUCGGGACCGGCCUAAACAAGACUCAGUGUAAUCGUGAAGACGGGGCUUGCAUGAAUUGCAUUACACCUGUAACUGUUACUCCGGCCGUUACCAUGUGAGGGAAAUCUGAGGGAAACUAGACUUUUCUAUACUGUUUCUGACUACCAAUUACCUUUCCUAUAAUGUAAAACCACACCGUGGACUAGUCGUCCCCGAACAGUGUGAGAGUGCUUUAACGUCCCGCAGAAUUUACCAUAUGUGCAAGAAUAGUGAGACGGAGCUUACGGUUUAUCGUCCUUAUCCGAGGCGACUAGAAAGUAUUAAGGAGACGAAUGGCACAGCAUAUUUCAAAUAUUUCCUCCUACAAUUUCUGUAAACGAAGGUCCCUUAAGUGUCCGUUAAAUGCAGGUUUCGUUCUGUUUAGGAUAAUGAACAGUUCCUUAUUGCAAUACCUUAUGUAGACAUACCCCUAGUUAAGAUAUUUCUUCUUCGUAAAUAACAAGUGGUAAGUAACACGAAUUACAUACUCUGCUUGUAAUGUUUUUAGUUUCAACGUACACCUCUGCAGAAAGCUGAACGUCAAGAACACCAUUCCAUAGUACAGUUGCUGUUGAAAAAUGAUCCUACGCCAAGUCUUCUUCAACCAGUAAGAUAUCAUACUACAUGUCCCCUAAUCCUUCUUGCCAACCUUGUCUUUCAGAUGGAAUUCGCUUACAUUUGUUAUAUUCUCUGUUGAUAAUGUUGAACGUAUAUUAGUAUAGUAUUACGUAUACAAUGUCGUAUGAGUUUUUAUCCUAGCUUAUAUCGCGAAGACCUUAUAUUGGUUCUUCUCUACACGAACGUGAUUUCCAAUCGCUCGGUUAUCACCAUCCGAAGAUCACAGUACAAUGAAUCCUGUAUUAAACGGAAACCUAAUUAAGCGGAUGAGUGGCUCAAUAUUUCCCUCAAACGUUUAGUCCCACAUUUACUGUGAGUUUACUGUAAAACGAACCCAUUAGUAGCGGACACCAUCAAAGGUCGCGUGUGUGUCCAAGACAGUUUUCAUCGCACAUGAUAUUUCUUGGUUAUUAAUGUCGGCUCUCUGAAUGGUUUUGGACACACUAGGGAUGGGGGUUUAAUAUGCUGCAAUCACAUGAAAGGACGAAAACUACAUCAUUGUUUGUAAAGUCCAUCUCAACUUAACAAGCAAAUCCUUACCCCCACCGUUACAGAAAGGGCAAGACAGUUACAUCCCCCUACCUUCAGAUGCUUUUUUUUUUUUUUUUUGCUGUGUUGCGGAAUUUGCUAAAACUUAAACUGAAAUGUAUUAUAUAGCCUGCGAUUAGCUUUUAAAUGUAAUCUAGAUAUCAUGGGGGUGACUGGCGCUGUGGGAGCCCAGUAGUUUCAUUCAAAUAACUACUCAUUAAUAACCACCAUCUAAAUUGUGUUCUCCAAAAUUACCUGAAACGUUUGUUCGCAACCACCCUUUUUUUUCGAAUUCGCUGAUAGUGCCUACUCUUGGUACCUGCAGGAAACAAAAAAACUCGACAUUGUUUAGAAGGGUGGAGGAGGAAUCCAGACAGUCUUGUUUUCAAAACCUUUCCCCCAUCUGACAGCUAAAAAUUCUAACAUCAACUUUGUCGCCAUUUGGAGCCAUUUUCAUACUUUUAGUCUUAAAGCGGUAUCAUUAAUGUCAAACUCAGAGAAGCUAGAGAAUUAGAAAUAUUUUGGAAAUGUUCAUUGUCUUAUGAUCAAUCCAAUUAUGGAUUAGUUAGCGGGCAGCAAACCACAAAAUAAUUACCCUUGCUGCAUGCAGCUCACUUCUCCCUCACUUUGUUGGCUUCUUUCCCCUUGACACAAUAACAUUCCAGAAAUAAUUUUGGUGUUGAUAAAUUUCCAGGAGCAACAAUAAUUAACUCUUUGACGGGCAAGCUUCUAUAUAAAUAUUAGCAUGUUCGCGGUUUCUGAAUUUGAUAGUAACAAUUCUAAACAAAAUGUAUGUUGUAACCAUAGCAACCAACCACAUUUUUUGUAGAUGUGUCCAUUUGCAUUAAGAGUAUAGUAAAGCCCGGUCAAUCUAUGAUCUGCAAUAAGAAUAGUAGGAAAGUAGUGCUAAAUGAAUUCCCUCUUUCUAAUUUUCGCUCAAAAACAUGGUCAUUUUCAUCGUAGGUAAGUCUAAAGGAACUCUCAAGAAAAGCUUUCUUGCAAGUGGAUAAACAAUCUGGAUUUAAUCUACUUCAGGCGGCUGUCUUAGAGGGAGAAUACAACAUUGUUUUAGAAGCUAGUGGCCUUCUUGUGAACUUCUUAGAAGAGAUGGAGUAUACAAAAACGGGAAAUAACGCCAAAGGAUUUUCCGGGAAAACUGCAGUUGACAUCUUAUCACUUGUGAAGGGAACAAAAUCAAAUCAUUAUAGUAUCGAACGACUUCAUAAAAAGUUGGCUGAGAACAACAGCAGACUGACUGAGCUGCAGUGGGGUACAUGCAAUGAUGAUGCGGAACAGGCUGUUGAACUUGUAUUAAAUGACGGUGUAGAUAUUAAUGCCUCUGGAUCAGACAAUGAUUGCACAACUUUGCAGCAGACGAGUCGUUCAUCCUCAAGUCAGUUUAUUGAGACCCUUAUUGAUCUUGGGGCCGACGUUGAUGCCCAAAGAAAAGAUGAUAAAGUUACACCUUUAAUAUUAGCAACUGAAUGGAGCAAUUACAUGGCAGCGUGCUUGCUUUUAAGGCAUGGAGCUAAUGUAGAUGUCCAGGGUGGCAAUGGGUUCACAGCACUGCACGUUUCAGUCAAUAAAGGUCACGAAAACCUCAUCAGGUUGUUACUUAAACACAAAGCGGAUGUAAAUAUUCAAGAUUAUAGUGGACAUACACCCCUGCACCGGUGUGUGACAGAAGGUAACGAAAACAUCGGUAGAUUAUUACUUGAACACAACGCGGAUCUAAAUAAACAAAAUCAAGAUGGAUGCACACCGUUGCACCUGUCAGUGAACAGUGGUUUCGAAAGCCUCGUGAGAUUGUUUCUUGAACUCAGCGCAGAUGUUGAUGUUCAAGAUAAAGAAGGCUACACAGCACUGCACCGUUCAGUCACAAAGAAUAACGAAAACUUCGUCCGAUUAUUUCUUAAACGCAACGCAAAUGCAAAUAUUAAAACUGCUAAUGGGUAUACACCCCUUCACCAGUCAGUCUUUAAAGGAAACGAAACCCUCGUUAGACUGUUACUUGAACACAAAGCGGAUGUAAAUAUUCAAGAUAAUAAUGGACAGACUCCCUUGCACUGGUGUGAUACAAAGGAUAACGAAAACCUUGCCAGAUUGUUACUUGAACACCACGCGGAUGUAAAUAUUCAAGAUAAUAGUGGAUUUUCACCCCUGUGCUGGUAUGCUUUUAAGGGUAACGAAAAGCUCUGUAGAAUGUUGCUUGAACACAACGCGAAUGUAAAUAUUCAAGAUUAUCAGAUAUAUACACCCUUGCACUUGUGUGUCAUAAAGGCUAACGAAAACCUCUGUAGAUUGUUACUUGAAUUCAACGCGGAUGUUAAUAUUCAAGAUAGAGAUGGAUAUACACCGUUGCACCAGUGUGUCAUAAAGGGUAACGAAAACCUCUGUAAAUUAUUAGUUGAACACAACUCGGAUGUAAAUAUUCAAGAUAGACGUGGAUGUACACCCUUGCACAAGUGUGUCAAAAACCGUAACGAAAACCUCUGUAAAUUAUUAGUUGAACACAACUCGGAUGUAAAUAUUCAAGAUAGACGUGGAUGUACACCCCUGCACUUAUGUGCCAAAUGGUGUGGAGAAAACCUCUGUAAAUUGUUACUUGAACACAACGCGGAUGUAAAUAUUCAAGAUGAAAGUGGAUGUACAUCCUUGCACUAUGGUGUCGAAAACGGUAACGAAAACCUCUGUAAAUUAUUACUUGAAAACAACGCGGAAGUAAAUAUUCAAGAUAGACGUGGAUGUACACCCUUGCACUUAUGUGCCAAAUGGCGUGGAGAAAACCUCUGUAAAUUGUUACUUGAACACAACGCGGAUGUAAAUAUUCAAGAUGAAAGUGGAUGUACACCCUUGCACUAUGGUGUCAGAGAAGGUAACGAAAACCUCUGUAAAUUAUUACUUGAAAACAACGCAAAAGUAAAUAUUCAAGAUGAAAGUGGAUAUACACCCUUGCACAGGUGUGUCAUGACGGAUAGCGAAAGCCUCUGUAGAUUAUUACUUGAACACAACGCGGAUGUAAAUAUUCAAGAUAAAGGUGGACAAACACCGCUGCAUUAGUCAGUUACUAAAUCAGACCGUUACUGGUACAGAGCAAGAGAUUGCAGUCAGAUAAUCGAUCUGCUGAUCAAGUAUGGUGUGCAAGAUAUAGACGUCCGUGAUGCAAACGGCAGGACGCCUCUUCAAUUGGCAGUGAGAUCUCGUAACGACCAAGCUGUUCAAAAGCUUCUUGAUUUAGGCGCUGAUGUUAGUGUGGUAAAAGCUGAUAAAAGAGGUGCCAUUAGAUGGGAACGCUUAAAGAAU